AUGAAGACCCAGCAGCCUCUCCACGUUGCCACUCCAGUCAGACAGAGCCUUGCUCUCACCAAGGUGGCUGGAACCUCCAUCUACCUCAAGCUGGAUUCAUCCCAGCCUACAGGUUCCUUUAAGAUCAGAGGCAUCGGCCACCUCUGUAAAACAUGGGCAGAGCGAGGAUGUGAAAGAUUUGUCUGCUGCUCAGGAGGUAACGCUGGCAUGGCGGCCGCUUACUCUGCACGCCAGCUUGGGGUUCCUGCAACCAUCGUUGUCCCAAGUGUGACCCCAAACCAGACGGUGGAGAGGCUGAAGGACGAGGGGGCCAAUGUUAUCAUUCAUGGGAAGGCUCUGAAUCAAAGCAUUGAAUACGGGCAGCAGCUUGUGGCAAACAACCCAGGCUGGAUUUUCGUCUCUCCCUUUGACGACCCUCUCAUAUGGGAAGGACACACGUCUUUGGUGAAGGAGCUGGAACAUGAUCUGAAGGAGAAGCCUGGAGCCAUAGUGCUGUCGGUGGGAGGCGGAGGCUUGCUGAACGGAGUGGUGGAAGGACUCCGCCGUGCCGACUGGGCUGAUGUCCCCAUCGUAGCCAUGGAAACCAUAGGGGCACACAGCCUGAAUGCAGCCAUGAAAGCUGGAGAGCUUGUCACUUUACCUGCCAUCACAAGCAUUGCAACCACACUGGGCUUGGUGAGGGUCUCUGCUCAGACCAUGAAGCUAGUGGACGAACACACAGUUUUCUCUGAGGUGGUCACUGACCAGGAGGCUGUGAGAGCUGUUGAACGCUUUGUAGAUGAUGAAAAGAUCUUGGUGGAGCCCGCCUGCGGUGCUGCUUUGGCAGCCGUGUACGGUGACACUAUCAAAAGGCUGCAGGCUGAGGACAAGCUGCCACAGCACCUGGGUCCAGUGGUGGUGGUGGUGUGCGGCGGUAACAACAUCAGCAUGGAGCAGCUUCACAGGCUGAAGAAAAAGCUCAGCAUGAUCUAGUGUCAGUGACUACCCUGGGUCUUCCUGACCUUUGUGUUUCUGUGUGUCUCUGCCCAUUAGCCAACCUUACUCUCUAAACACAGGUAUUCAUGAGCUUCAUGGAUUCAAUCAUUCCAAAAUGAAACUCUCAUUAACACCUAAACUGACUAAAAUAGUGAGGUGGGAUUGUGAAAAUAUUUUUACUUGAAAAAGAUGCUAAUGUUUUGUUUUUGUUUUUUUACUAAUGACAGUUCAGUUUUAUAAGGU
Messenger RNA from Cyprinodon variegatus (sheepshead minnow), 1218 nucleotides. RefSeq names its product serine dehydratase (gene sds). The record is from RefSeq and is a predicted model, not a curated record. Bases 1 to 972 code for a protein of 323 amino acids. Gene Ontology annotation, biological process: L-threonine catabolic process; L-serine catabolic process. Gene Ontology annotation, molecular function: L-serine ammonia-lyase activity; pyridoxal phosphate binding; threonine deaminase activity. NCBI's taxonomy places the organism in Eukaryota, Metazoa, Chordata, Actinopteri, Cyprinodontiformes, Cyprinodontidae. The transcript has 7 exons.